AUGUCCAAGAUCUUUGGACAGAGCGAUUCAUCUGACGAAUCCUCGCCUCGCGCAAGUUUAUGCGCCGAUAGGACGCGUGAUGAUGGUGGUGAUGCACCCAAGCAUCACCACGAGCGAAGUACUUUGAGAGAUCAAGCUGUCACUGGUGUCAGUGCUCAGGCUGACACCAGUCAAGAGGCGAGGGACCAAAAUGUCCUGCGCCACGCUCCUCAAGUGUAG
This is a messenger RNA of Peronospora matthiolae, 219 nucleotides long. The record is from the annotation of a GenBank genome assembly. Lineage: Eukaryota; Oomycota; Peronosporomycetes; Peronosporales; Peronosporaceae.